AUGAUACCUGGACGGAUUUUGUGGCGGACGGCUGCUUUGAAUAGGUCAUUUGCUAUCAAUAGACUUACAGUUGCCAACCCAACGAGUAAAUCUCUAGCUCAUUUGAGAUUUUUUUCCAUGUCUAUAAUUCGAGGAAGUUCGUUCGAUGAACAACCAAUAGUAGUAAAGACUGGAAAUAAGCCUCAGAAACCAAAUAAGGAUAUGGAAAAAGACGUGAAGGAUAACAGAUCAAGAUUUACGCCUGAAGAGUUAGAGGCUUCUCGGUUGGCCAGAUUGGCAGGCCUCGGGUGGGUUGCUAACCUUCCUGAAAAAUGGAUACCAUAUGCUGAAUUGAUGAGAAUAGAGAAACCAGUUGGAGCUUUGUUAUUGCUUCUUCCUUCAUUCUGGGGAAUAACUAUGGCAGCGUAUUCUGUAACGGCCCCAUUAACGACAACAUUAUCAGCCAUUGCUUUAUUUACAAUUGGUGCAUUUAUUAUGAGAGGUGCUGGAUGUACCAUAAAUGAUAUAUGGGAUCGAAACCUUGAUAACCAAGUCGCACGAACCAUAGAACGACCAAUUGCUAGCAGAAGAGUUAGCGUUCCACAAGCUGUUGGUUGGUUAGCCGUGCAAUGUUUUGCUGGAUUAGCUGUACUAUUGAGUUUGCCGUUUGAAUGCUUCUAUUUGGGAGCCCUUUCUUUACCUUUUGUUGCUGCAUAUCCAUUAUUUAAGAGAUUUACGUAUUAUCCACAAGCAAUGUUAUCUAUUUGCUACAGUUGGGGUUGCUUAUUAGGAUUUCCUGCUGUUGGCGCACCUUUACUUUUAUCUGUCGCAGUCCCAUUAUUCUUAUCUAACUUUAUUUGGUGUAUGACUUAUGAUACCAUAUAUGCCCACCAAGAUAAAGCCUUUGACAUCCAUGCUGGAAUAAAAUCAACGGCUUUAGCUUGGGGAUCAAAAACCAAGCCUAUACUUAACAGUCUUUCUACACUUCAGGCUGGAUUAUUCACUACUGCAGGUAUUAUGAAUGGAAUGGGACCUGGGUUUUAUUUAUUUGGCGCCUGGGCAUUUUCAAGAUUAUUUAGAGAAAUUAAAAAUGUUAAUUUAGAUGACCCAAAGAGCUGCUGGAAAGCAUUUACCAGUAACAUUAAUACAGGGUAUGUGUUUUGGUUCGGUAUGGUUAUCGACUAUAUCCUCUUAUUAUUAGGUUAUCUUUAG
Messenger RNA from Debaryomyces hansenii CBS767, 1191 nucleotides. RefSeq names its product 4-hydroxybenzoate octaprenyltransferase. The transcript has a single exon. NCBI's taxonomy places the organism in Eukaryota, Fungi, Ascomycota, Pichiomycetes, Serinales, Debaryomycetaceae. Bases 1 to 1191 code for a protein of 396 amino acids. Gene Ontology annotation, molecular function: 4-hydroxybenzoate polyprenyltransferase activity. The record is from RefSeq and is a predicted model, not a curated record. Gene Ontology annotation, biological process: ubiquinone biosynthetic process. Gene Ontology annotation, cellular component: mitochondrial inner membrane.